Xyrichtys novacula (pearly razorfish) is the source of this 5371-nucleotide messenger RNA. The record is from the annotation of a GenBank genome assembly. NCBI's taxonomy places the organism in Eukaryota, Metazoa, Chordata, Actinopteri, Labriformes, Labridae.
UCUGAGACUCCUCUACCUGUGCCAUGCUCUCACCUGGUCUGGUAAACUCUUUGACUCUUAAAAGCUACCCUUUAAAAGGCUGCUGAUGUGUAUUCAUCCAUUGUGUUUGAGGAGAAACUGAGAACAAAGUGAUAAAAGUAAAAACAUAAAUUAAGAGAAAAAACAACGCCUGAAAGGCAUGCUCUAUACACUAAGAAUAAUCCCCUCGUACAGUGAUCCUGGCCUAGAUUAUCCAGAGUCGCCUUUGCUGUGAUGAUAGUUGAUGAGAUAUGUCUAAUGUCAAAUCAUCAUUAAUCUAAUGGCAUUUUGCAUUUAGGCUGACACAAACCAAAUCGCUUUGGACUGGUGUUAAACAAAGCGUGAGAGGUCUAUUCAAAAGGGGGGUUGUUUCUCCUCCUGUACAUGACAGCGCACUCUCAGUGGAUACCCUCCGAGCUCAGUCUCAGUAGCCCAUCAAAAACAUCACUUUCCUCAACAGCCAAAACGAUAGGAUAACAGACUUUUUGAAGAUGGCGUGUGAUGAUCUUCGAAAUGAAUGCAUGAUUUCACAUGAAGCUUAUUAAUCGACAAUGAAACCCAUUCUUCCCACAGCUGAUCCCCUCCCAUUUAAAUCCCACCCAUGUCCGCUCUUUUGUCUGCAGACGCCAGCCGGCGAGCAGCAUGCAUUCAAACUACAGCUGCAUAUUGAGUAUUAUCUUACCUUUGAUAGGUUCAGCGAAAACCAAAUUGAUACAGCCCCGCGUGUGAGGAAAAAUCACCAGAUUUAGCUGACAUAUUGCGGGAGCCCACGCACCACAGCGCGGUGUUUGCCGAUACAGAUGCGCUACGUAGAGGAUUUCAAGAAUAGCACAAAACCCGCCCCUCCAACCCCUGUCACACCAAUCCUGCGCAGAUCCGGAGACAUAUCCCUCCUCUUCACUGAUGCCAUGAGGAUAUAUGUGAGGGGAAAUAAAACACAAAUGUCUACAAAACAUAUUUUCUGAAGCAGAGGUUAAAUUGUGAUAGAAAAUAAAUAAUAUUAAUAUAAAAUAUUGAUAUCAAUAAAAAUUUAAUAUAAAUAAAAAAGUUUAAUUAGAUAAUAAAUCGUAAAACUACAUUUUCAAUGUUAAACAGCAGGUGCACAUUUCAGAAGAAUACGUUGGGCUGAAACCUUAUAGAUUUAUAAAGUUUUUCCAAUAAUACUGUUAUUCAUCCAAAUGAUUAGUUCUUUAAAUGGGGUAUAUGCAAAAAAUAAUGUUUAUUAGAGUGAUAGGAUACAACCAUAGACUGUGUAUACUAUACUAUUGUUAUGCUACUAUUAUUAUACUAGCAUAUACUAUACUAUUUUAUAUAUUGUCUAUGGAUAACAGCCAAAAAUAACACUGGAAAAAUAAAUAAGCCAACAGUAUUGUGAAAUUCAUACUGAAUUGCUUGUUUUAUUGUUAUCUUUUAAAGAGACGGAAAUUACUUGAAGAAGCCUUAUGGUUUGAACCAAUCUGAACCAGUUUAUAGUCAAACCUAGACCUACACAAACAGUAGGCUAAAAUUCAAUAAUUGUUAUUACUAUUUUUAUAUUUCACAAAUUAAGUUAUAAAAUUAACCCUAAACUUACAGCCCGGUUUACAACGUUGAUAGUGCAUGCAGUAAUUUUAAAUAAACUUAAGUACGUUAGGUGUGUCAGGUUAAGGUGGACAUGUCUCCCUAACGACCGUUGAUGGGCAGUCAGUCGCACGAGCCCCCGACCGUUGAUGUAGGAACAGCUAACAUUACAAAAUGGACGACCAAUACUCAUUCGACAACAUCGACAGUCAGCUUUGUCAAUUAGGUUUGUUCAAAUUUUCUUGUCUUUAGUUUAAUGUUUCUUACUUAUAGUUUAACUUUUGGUUGUACAUAUUUGCUUUAUCUGCUGUUGAGGUUUAGCUAGCUAAAGUAAACUACCUAACAACCCUCAACAAAGCUAGUUUUUGUAUGAAAAGAGCUUACAACAUUUGGUCAAUUAGCUUAUAAUGAAGAGAACACUCAAUUUAAUGUAAAACAACUCAAUAGUUUUUUUAUUUUACAGCACUUCAAACCCGAGAGCUUUCCCAAAAGAAAAAUGAAAUCAACCAACAAAUCAAAGGUAGCCUAUAGAGCUUUGUAUUGUACUUUACACGUAUUGUCUUGAAAUUGUGCCCAUACAUUUUUCACAUCCUUUCUAACAGUUUGUAGAGAUGAAAUUGCUGAGAAGAAGGCUUACAUGGAAACCCUCAAGAAAAAUAUCCAGAAACUCGAAGGAGAAAUCACAGAGAAGCAAAGCACUUGGACUCACAACAAAGCAUGUGCUAAAAGGUACAUUUAUAUGGUCAAACCCUGAUGGAUUGAUUUUUAUACAAAAUCAAAUGUUGCACAUUAAUCUGAUGGUGUUUUUAUUUCUCACCUUUAUCUUUGUAAAUAUAGCAUAAAGGCCACAAACAGUAUACUUCUUCAGUAUGAGCGGGAACUAAAAGAAGAACUGGAGAACAGAAAAGCGCAGUACAACCAUGAUCUGUAGGUACACCAAGCUGAGGUGUUAAAUCGUGUUUAACCUUUUCUUACUUUUUUUAUCUUGUGAGAAUUGUUAAGCAGUUUUGUCUGUUUGUGACCUUUCAAGGAUGGCUAAUGAAGAGAGAAUUGCAAGCUAUAAGAAGACAUUUCAGUGGCAUAAAGACUUUUAUACCAGAAGUCCUCUCGCACAAAAGCUCAUCGCACUGCAGGCUGAAAAUGAGAAUAUGAAGUCCAGGAUCAAGGCUUGGGAUGAUCAAAUAACAACAAAGCAGAAUGAGCUGGAUAUUCUAAAUGGUAAUAAACAUAACAUACAUAUUAUCACUAUACCAAUUGCUGUGGUAGUGCUGUAAAAUUUCCUUUUUUUCUCAUGCGAUUUUUGCUUUAACAGGUCCAGCAGCCAAUUCUGUUCCUGCUGAGAAACUAUCAGACAGGUAUUUUUCAGUGAGUCUUUGUGAUGUCCGCAAAUUGUAAUACAUUGCAGAGUUCAGUUUUUCUCUGAUAAGUCCAUUUCUGUUCCUAGUAUUUCUGUACAACAACCCCCAGCAAAACCAGAGGACCAACUUGCUCCUCAGACAGAGGACAGUGAUUCUUUCAUUGACAUCCUCUCUCUUCAUCUCAACCAGACAACAGUACUCUGAUACAUUAGUCAAUAAGUAGAGUUGGUCCUGAUAUAACCACAAACCACUGUUGCUAAACGUGUCACUUGUUUUGUAGGAUGACUAUCAUAUGUCUGAGGAUGCAAAUGCUGAGGAAAUUUCUGAGGAAAACAAGGUCCAGAAUACCUCUAUCCCCAGCCAUGACCCAGAGGAAGAGGAAACUGAUGGGAUAGUGUCACAGCAUCUGUUGUGUGGUAGGAAAGGAGACUGGAAUGUAUUUUAUUCAGUGCCAGCACUUCAUACUCCAAGAUGCAGGAUUUUAUUUAUGUAUCAUCUAAUGUCUAUAGCAAAGUCAAUGUUUUCCCAGAGCAAAGAGGGCCAGAUGUGGUGCAAGGUGAAGAGGAGAACCAGGAAGUUAGACUAGACGACCAGAUCUUGGUAAUGUUUCAGUUAGAUUUAAAUUGUUUUAUAUUAAACACCCAAAGAAAAAAGUAAAAUCCAGGGUGAUGCUUUUGAAGUUCAACUCAUACUGGAGACUGAAAAUUAAUUGGUAGAACAUCUGCUGAAUUAUGCUCUUACUUUGUCUUUUAAGUUAUUCCUCAUAAAUCCCUCACUGUUAUUAAACUGAAAUGAUACUCAGGCUGUAUAUGUAUUCUCAAUGGCUCUGCAAGCUCUGUAAAAAGGUUCGAUUAUGAAAAACUAAAAAGCAGCAGCUCCUACCAUAAUCUCAGGCAACCUAAUUUAAACCACCAAUUAGUAAAGUCACUGCUCUGAACUUUUUUCCUCAAGUGAAGUAGCAAAUACCUUUUUGGCUGUAAUUUGUGUUUAAUAUUUUGUUUACUUAAAGCGUUGAUUGAUUGGGAUAGGAACACACUGUAGUUGUAUAAUGGUCUGUUUAAGUUAUGCAGUCUCAAAGUUUUCCCCUCUUGGGAAUAUUUUAGCACUUUGUUUAUUUGUAUUUCACUGAGCAGGGACAUCAGUCUUCUGCAUCAGACAAAGAGGAAGCACUGAUGGAGGCGGUGGAGGAAGUUGUUGUUGAAGAGGAAGAAUGGGCACCAGUUGAAGAGAGCAUUGAGAGAACCACUACUUUCCUUCAGUUCUCAUCUGAAGAAACUAAUCCUCAGUCUUCCUCAGCAACUGUAAAAACUGCACCAUCAACCCCAAAGUUUCCAUUUAAGUAAGGCUUUAUCUCAGUGGUUUAAAGCUUUAAUUCACUGUCAAGACAGCUUCUGAGAUCCAUGUUUCAUGUGUUCACUUCAGCUUUAGCCCUGCCAGCUCUCCCCAUCAUGGGACCUCUGAUACAAAAUCUCCAGCCUUCAUGUUCUCUCUGAACCCUGAUCCCAGCACCCCAGGCUCCUCUGGGUUUGGAUUUAAUAUGGGCUCAUCACAGGAUGAGGUGAGGAGCAGGCAGAAAGAAUAAGCAAUUUGACAGAAAUCACUUUUUUUUCUUGAUAUUUAAAUAAAUAUCUUCUAUUUUCCACAGGAGUCAUCUUUUGCUUUCACCAGCACUUUUUUCAGUGAGAAGGUACAGUGAUUUUACUGUUAGAGCUCUUUAUUUUGUUAACUUCUACUAGAGCUUAAAUACUAACCCGCGUGCAUCUUUUUACAGGAAACCCCAGAAUCAAAGUCCUCAAACUGUAAGUCUCCUUUAAAUGGUUCAUUUUUACUUGAUAGAUCAUCCACCUUGAACUGCAGGUAUGUACAUCUUAUUUUCAGGCUCAGGGUUCCCAUUUGGCCGAGCAGAGCAAAUUGGUGAUUUUCAGUUUGCUUUCGCCGCAAAGACUCCUCAGACAAACACGAAGAAUAACCCAGAAGAGGAUUUUCCUUUUUCAUUCAACUUUUGAGAACUACAAGCAAUUUUAAAUGUUGAAUACUUUUGUUGAUAAGACUAUUGUUUAAAUGUUGUUGUGUUUUUUUACUUUCAUUUGCAACAGUUGGUUAGUAUUCAACUUAAACUAUUAAAAAGUUAAAGCAAUCCUUUCCAUGCAGUUCUUUUAAAUUGUUGUUUUACUAUAUUGUGUUUUCAUUUGCCAGUCAAAUUUCUAUUUAAAGGCUUAUUACUAAAUGUGAAAUAGUAAACAUUACCACUGAAUAUCAUUUUAAUGUUGAAGCAGGAUUGAAAUAAUACAAAUACGUCGAUAUAUGUGGAGAUUUCCUUAUUUUUUACAUAGCAAUUAUUCAAGUGUUAUAAUCAACUGUUCCUUAAUAUAUUGUUCCUUGUGCUGUGAUUGAUAAAUGAAGCACUGUUUCAGUCUUACAUGUGUAUUACUGAA